UUCAUUCAAAUUAACUCGAUUUCUCUUCAACAUUUCUUCAAGAAAUGCAAAAAAUGGAGUUCUCCUCCUUUUUCCUUCUCUUUCUCACAUGUUCAAGUCUUCUCCACCUUCCUCUUAUCACAAGUCAAAACCAACAACCCAUUAAAACCAUUGUCGUUCUAGUUCUCGAGAACAGAUCAUUCGACCACAUGAUAGGCUGGAUGAAGAAAUCCAUUAACCCAUCAAUCAAUGGAGUCACAGGUCAAGAAUGCAACCCGGUUUCAACCAAAACAAAAGAAUCCGAAUCCAUCUGCUACACAAAUGAUGCAGAAUACGUUGAUCCAGAUCCGGGUCACACCUUCGAAAACGUCGAGCAACAAGUAUUCGGAUCCGGAUCAGAAUCCAACACCUUCCCUUCAAUGUCAGGUUUCGUAGAACAAGCCUUAUCCAUUUCAAAAAACCUCUCUGAAACCGUCAUGAAAGGAUUCAAACCAGAAUCCAUACCCGUUUACACAACUUUAGUGAAAGAAUUCGCAACAUUCGAUCGUUGGUUCUCAUCUCUCCCGGGUCCAACACAACCCAACAGACUAUUCGUUUACUCUGCAACUUCAUUCGGAUCCACCAACCAUGACAAGAAACAACUUGCAAUAGGAUACCCACAAAAAACCAUUUUUGAUUCAUUAUACGAAAACGGUUACAAUUUUGGAAUCUAUUUCCAAAACAUACCAACAACGUUGUUCUAUAGAAACAUGAGGAAACUUAAGUAUGCUUUUAAGUUUCAUUCUUAUGAUUUGAAAUUCAAAAAGGAUGCUCGAGAUGGGAAACUACCGAAUUUGACGGUUAUUGAACCGAGGUAUUUUGAUUUGAAGGGAUUUGCAGCAAACGAUGAUCAUCCGUCGCAUGAUGUUGCAAAUGGUCAGAAACUUGUGAAGGAGGUUUACGAGACUUUGAGGGGAAGUCCUCAAUGGAAUGAGACGGUUUUGGUGAUCACUUAUGAUGAACAUGGUGGGUUUUAUGAUCAUGUUCAAACGCCUUUUGAGAAUGUUCCAAAUCCAGAUGGGAAUAUAGGACCCGACCCGAAUUUCUUUAAGUUUGAUCGACUUGGAGUUCGUGUUCCAACCAUCAUGGUUUCGCCUUGGAUCAAGAAAGGAACUAUAAUAAGUAGGCCACAAGGACCAACUCCAAACUCAGAGUAUGAACACUCAUCAAUCCCAGCAACCAUCAAGAAAAUCUUCAACCUCUCUUCCGAUUUCCUGACGAAUAGAGAUUCUUGGGCAGGCACGUUUGAACACAUCGUGUCCGAAUUAACUUCUCCAAGGAUAGAUUGUCCCGAGAGUCUGCCGGAAGUAACUCCGUUGAGAAUGACCGAAGCCGAUGAAAAGAGGGGGCUGUCGGGGUUUCAAAAGGAGGUGGUUGAGCUGGCCAGUGUAUUGAAUGGAGAGCAUUUGCUGAACAGUUUUUGGCAGGAGGAGAAGAAGAAGACAUUAAUGUCCGUGAAGGAGGCGGAGGAGUAUACAAGAAAGGCUGUGUCUAGAUUCUUAAGAGCUAGCAAACAGGCUUUCAAGAUGGGUGCGAAUCCGUCCGCCAUUGUAGAUAUGAGAUCUUCUCUUACUACUAGAUCAAAAACUCUUAAUUAACUAUCAUUUCAUCUUCAAGCUAAU
This is a messenger RNA of Impatiens glandulifera, 1640 nucleotides long. RefSeq names its product non-specific phospholipase C6-like. NCBI's taxonomy places the organism in Eukaryota, Viridiplantae, Streptophyta, Magnoliopsida, Ericales, Balsaminaceae. The record is from RefSeq and is a predicted model, not a curated record. Gene Ontology annotation, biological process: phospholipid catabolic process. Gene Ontology annotation, molecular function: hydrolase activity, acting on ester bonds. The transcript has 3 exons. The coding region runs from base 45 to 1616 and encodes 523 amino acids.